Messenger RNA from Anopheles cruzii, 1557 nucleotides. RefSeq names its product protein pangolin, isoforms A/H/I/S-like. Gene Ontology annotation, biological process: canonical Wnt signaling pathway; regulation of transcription by RNA polymerase II. The transcript is spliced from 2 exons. The record is from RefSeq and is a predicted model, not a curated record. Gene Ontology annotation, cellular component: beta-catenin-TCF complex. The coding region runs from base 1 to 1557 and encodes 518 amino acids. NCBI's taxonomy places the organism in Eukaryota, Metazoa, Arthropoda, Insecta, Diptera, Culicidae. Gene Ontology annotation, molecular function: RNA polymerase II cis-regulatory region sequence-specific DNA binding; DNA-binding transcription factor activity, RNA polymerase II-specific.
AUGCCCAACACAAACGAAAACUCACAUUCCGGCUCGACAACGACGACGACGACGGCGACGGCGGCGACUAGCGCCGGUGACGAUCUCGGCAGCACCGAUGAGGUGAAAGUGUUCAAAGACGAGGGCGACAGGGAGGAUGAGAAGGCAUCCUCCGAGAAUCUGCUCGAGGAGAAGUUUAACUUAAUAGAUUUGACUGAAAGUGCGGAAAAUCUGGUGAAAAGCUCCGCAGCCCGGCAAGACCUGAGUCCACCGUAUGCUGCCGGCGGCACUGCUGGGUCCGGGGCGGGGGCUGAUGUUGCGGUGAGUGCUGCGGCGAUUGCUAGCGGCGUGGGUUCGGCCAGCGGCGGAACAAGCAGUGCGGGGAAGCUGGACUCGCCAGACCAUUCCCCUGGUUUCACUAUGGGCUACCUGCCUCCCUACCAGUACUCCAGUGGGACAGCCAGUGCCCUGCAGGCGGCAGGGACGAUGGGAAAGAUGGGUCUGUCUCAGUUCUUCUGCAACGAAGAUCCUCUCUCCAACCCACCGCCGGCGCACUGCGGUAUACUCCCGUACCAGUUGGAUUCGAAGGCGAUCAGUCUAUCUGCCCGCCAGUCGCUGUACUCCUUUUCAACCAGCCAGUACCCCUACCCAUCGAUACUGUCCUCCAACAUGCUGCCGGUACCACCUUCCUGGCACACGCCCUCGAUGUACUCUACGGCACCCACCUUCCGCAACUCGUACCCAUCGUCGCUGCAGAUAUACACUACGCUGGCCAGCGACCUCUAUUCACGUUACCAGUCAUCGCAGUCUCUGCUGAACUCGGUCCACACGCACAAUGUGCUGAACCAGAGUCUGCAGCAACAGGUAAAGCAGGAACAGAGUGCAGCGCUCGCAGCCGGAGUGGCAACCAGCCCCGGGAACCCAGCGGGGCCGGAAAUCUCCCACAACUACAGUGCCCGGCAGCACGGGGUAGGGCUCAGCCCAGGCAGCAAGUCAGCAAUCGAUCUUCCACAGGAGCUGACCAACCGGUUUGGACGGGCGCAGAGCGUCGGCAGCUCGGGCAGUGGCGGAGGCAACAGCACCGGCAAUGGCAGUGGUGGCAGUGGCAGCUCGAAGAAAAAAUGCGCCGCUGACCGCACGCAGCACCCGCAACAACAGCAACAUCAAAAUCAGCAGCCCAAUCGGCCACAUAUCAAGAAGCCUCUCAACGCGUUCAUGCUCUACAUGAAGGAGAUGCGCGCGAAAGUGGUCGCCGAGUGUACCUUGAAAGAGUCGGCCGCGAUCAAUCAGAUUCUCGGUCGCAAGUGGCACUCGUUGUCGCGAGACGAACAGAGCGUUUAUUACGACAAAGCGCGCCAGGAACGUCAGCUGCACAUGGAAAUGUACCCUGGCUGGACGGCUCGAGACAACUAUGGUUACGGGUCGAAGAAGAAGCGAAAAGCGAAAAAAAAGGAUCAAAUCGGCCCCGAACCACCCAGCAGGCGCAAGAAAAUAUGUAUACGCAACGAAGAGUCCGACAACUACGACGGAUCGCGUAUGUCCGACGAGUACAUGGGCAGCUACGGCACAGUGGUGUAA